Messenger RNA from Coregonus clupeaformis (lake whitefish), 1426 nucleotides. Its product is annotated as phospholipase B1, membrane-associated-like. The record is from RefSeq and is a predicted model, not a curated record. Gene Ontology annotation, molecular function: A2-type glycerophospholipase activity; phosphatidylcholine lysophospholipase A1 activity; retinyl-palmitate esterase activity. Gene Ontology annotation, biological process: phospholipid metabolic process. The transcript has 18 exons. NCBI's taxonomy places the organism in Eukaryota, Metazoa, Chordata, Actinopteri, Salmoniformes, Salmonidae. The coding region runs from base 86 to 1426 and encodes 446 amino acids. Gene Ontology annotation, cellular component: brush border membrane.
GUGUCUGUCUUCCAGCAUCGGUGGUGAUGUGAACCUUACCAAUGUCACCACUCUGCCAAAUAUUCUGAAAGCGUUUAACCCUUCGAUGACUGGAUUCUCAGUGGGACAGGGGAAUGAAAACUCUCCUCAGGCUUUCCUCAACCAGGCUGUACCAGGAGCCACCAGCGCUGACAUGACCACUCAGGUCCACAUUCUAGUGGACAAAAUGAAGAACGACUCUAGCAUUGAUUUCCUGAAUGACUGGAAAUUGAUCACCAUGUUCAUUGGGGGUAAUGACCUAUGUGACCACUGUGGUGACACUGUUUUUUUCUCAGCAAAUAAUGUGGUGGCUCGCAUCCGUCAAGCUCUGGAUAUCCUACAUAAAGAGGUCCCCCGUGUCCUGGUGAAUCUAGUAGAGCUGAUGUACAUUAUUCCCCUACGGAGCCUGCACCAGGACAAGAGUCUGGGCUGCCCUAGCUGGUUUGUAAACAUAUUGUGUCGUUGUGUGAUGAAACCUACGGAGGGCUCGAUUGAACUCCAAAAGCUCACAGACCUCAACAGAGCCUAUCAGCGUGGGAUGAGGGAGCUAGUGGACUCAGGCCGAUAUGAUACCCACCCCAACUUCACAGUGGUACUGCAGCCUUUCUUCAGAGAACUGGUACUUCCUCUGCUGUCGGAUGGCCGUCCUGAUCGUUCCUACUUCUCUCCAGACUGUUUCCACCUCAGUCAGAAAGCCCACUCCCUCAUGGCCCGUGCUCUAUGGAACAACAUGUUGGAACCAGUGGGGAACAAGACCUGCACCCAAGACUUCUCUCCUGGCCUCUCUUUGCAGUGCCCUUCUAAGACUGCACCCUUCCUUAGGACUGCUCAGAACAGCAACUAUACUUAUCCGGGCCCUCCUCCAUCUCCUCCACCAAUCACGAACUGGGGCAGUGACUUCUCCUGUGCAAACACGGUCCCCUCCGACACUGUGCCUACUUCAGUUCACAGGUUGCGACCAGGAGACAUCAAAGUGGUGGCUGCACUGGGAGACUCUAUAACUGCUGGGUUUGGAGCAAAGGCAAAAAAUAUCCUGCAACUGAGCACUGAGAACAGAGGGGUAUCAUGGAGCAUCGGGGGAGACGAAACCCUGGAGACUGUCACAACAUUACCUAAUAUUCUGAGGAAAUUCAACCCAAACAUCGAAGGUGUCUCCAAGGGUCAGAGCAAGAAGCAGAAUGGCUUCAAUGUGGCUGUGUCAGGAGCCAAAGUAGCGGGAAUCCCAGAGCAGGUCAGACGCCUCAUCGAUGCCAUGAAGAACAAUACGGCGGUGGAUUUCGAGAAGGACUGGAAAUUGGUGACCCUCUUCAUUGGGGGCAAUGACCUGUGUCAGUACUGCAAUAAUAGGGCGAGUCUAAAUAAUAAGAAUAAUAUCAUAACCAUUAUAACUUUACUAGCAGCAAUUUAA